Messenger RNA from Magnolia sinica, 2261 nucleotides. RefSeq names its product pyruvate decarboxylase 1. Bases 210 to 2030 code for a protein of 606 amino acids. The record is from RefSeq and is a predicted model, not a curated record. Gene Ontology annotation, molecular function: thiamine pyrophosphate binding; carboxy-lyase activity; magnesium ion binding. NCBI's taxonomy places the organism in Eukaryota, Viridiplantae, Streptophyta, Magnoliopsida, Magnoliales, Magnoliaceae. The transcript is spliced from 5 exons.
AUGUUUCUCCUUAUAACAUACUCUCCACAUCCUUGCUCUCCCCACGGCCAGAAUCCACAUAUCCUACUUCAAAUCAAACCCUUCGACUGCUUCUUUCCGUUCUAAAAAGUCCUUCCUGCUUCCUUUCUUCUCUUCUUUCCAAGAGUCGUGUUUCAAAUCAAACACCACAAGAAUAGACCAUUUUCUUUGAGAAUUAAUUUCUUGGGAAAAUGGAUACCAAGAUUGGAUCUUUGGAUUCAAGCAACCCCGCCAAAACUGACGUCGGUGGCCCACCUGGCCCCACUUUUGUGUCCACCAUCCAGAACUCCGUCCACCCAUCGUCCAUCGCGAUGCCGGAUGCCACUCUAGGCAGCCACAUCGCGCGCCGCCUCGUCCAGGUUGGCGUUACUGACGUCUUCACCGUCCCCGGCGACUUCAAUCUCACCCUUCUCGAUCACCUGAUUGCAGAGCCAGGCCUCACCAACAUCGGCUGCUGCAACGAGCUCAACGCCGGGUACGCUGCAGAUGGUUACGCUCGGUCCCGAGGUGUCGGGGCAUGUGUUGUGACGUUCACUGUCGGCGGCCUCAGCAUCCUCAACGCCAUCGCUGGCGCCUACAGUGAGAACCUUCCGGUCAUCUGCAUCGUGGGCGGACCCAACUCAAACGACUAUGGGACGAACCGGAUCCUCCACCACACGAUCGGGCUGCCUGACUUCAGCCAAGAGCUUCGAUGCUUCCAGACGGUCACGUGUUAUCAAGCGGUCGUCAACAAUCUGGAGGACGCCCAUGAAUUGAUCGACACUGCCAUCUCGACCGCUCUCAAGGAAAGCAAGCCUGUCUAUAUAAGCAUUGGCUGCAAUCUGCCGGCGAUCCCCCAUCCGACAUUCAGUCGGGAGCCCGUUCCGUUCGUCCUCGCUCCCAAACUGAGCAAUCAGAUGGGACUGGAAGCCGCUGUGGAAGCCACCGCCGAGUUCUUGAACAAUGCAGUGAAGCCAGUCAUGGUUGGUGGGCCCAAACUCCGCGUUGCGAAGGCCGGGCAAGCGUUCACGGAGCUGGCUGAUGCCUGUGGAUAUCCAAUCGCCGUGAUGCCGUCUGCGAAAGGGAUGGUGCCAGAGCACCACCCGCGGUUCAUUGGCACAUAUUGGGGUGCAGUCAGCACUGCUUUCUGCUCAGAGAUUGUGGAAUCAGCCGACGCCUACCUGUUUGCAGGGCCCAUCUUCAAUGACUACAGCUCGGUGGGGUACUCGCUUCUCCUCAAGAAGGAUAAGGCCAUUAUUGUGCAGCCCGAACGGGUGGUGAUUGCCAACGGGCCUACAUUUGGGUGCAUCCUGAUGAAGGACUUCUUCCAUGCAUUGGCCAAGAGGCUUAAGCGGAACACGACUGCUUAUGAGAACUACCAUCGGAUCUUUGUCCCAGAUGGGGUCCCACUCAAGGCGCAGCCCAAGGAGGCUUUGAGGGUGAACAUCCUGUUCAAGCACAUACAGGCUAUGUUGUCGGGAGAUAUGGCCGUGAUCGCUGAGACAGGUGAUUCAUGGUUCAACUGCCAGAAGCUGAAGCUGCCAGAGGGAUGUGGGUAUGAAUUCCAAAUGCAGUAUGGAUCGAUUGGAUGGUCAGUGGGAGCGACACUGGGUUAUGCACAGGCUGCAAAGAAUAAGCGGGUGAUCGCUUGCAUUGGCGACGGAAGCUUUCAGGUGACGGCCCAAGACGUGUCAACAAUGCUGAGGUGUGAGCAGAAUACCAUAAUCUUCCUGAUAAACAAUGGGGGAUACACCAUCGAAGUUGAGAUCCAUGAUGGCCCGUACAACGUCAUCAAGAACUGGAACUACACUGCAUUGAUUGACGCCAUCCACAAUGGUGAAGGCAAAUGUUGGACAGCCAAGGUCCGUUGCGAGCAGGAACUGGAAGAAGCAAUUGAGAAGGCGACAGGGCCCAUGAAGAACUGCUUGUGCUUCAUCGAGGUGAUCGUGCACAAGGACGACACUAGCAAAGAACUGUUGGAGUGGGGAUCGAGGGUGUCUGCAGCCAACAGCCGACCGCCAAAUCCUCAGUAAUCCAACACCAUCGGAUCUGAGUCUGCAGCCAACAGCCGACGGUCAAAUCCUCAGUAAUCUGGCUGGUCGGAUAGGGUCCUAUAAUAAUGCUUUAGUUAGAGCUUCUUUCUCAGUUUGGUUGAAUACAUGAGGCACGUUUGUUUAUUCCGUACCUUCUUUUCUUGAUUGUCCGACUGCUUAGGCACUUUAAGCUUUCAUUAAUUCUUUAAAUAGCUUUCGUGCUUGUGAUAA